Messenger RNA from Caenorhabditis remanei, 3225 nucleotides. RefSeq lists its product as uncharacterized. The record is from RefSeq and is a predicted model, not a curated record. Bases 1 to 3225 code for a protein of 1074 amino acids. The transcript has 8 exons. NCBI's taxonomy places the organism in Eukaryota, Metazoa, Nematoda, Chromadorea, Rhabditida, Rhabditidae.
AUGAAUUUAUCGACCGAUCCGAAAACUGGAGAGAGCAAUGCGGUUGCUCUUCUUCUUUGUCGAGGAACAGGAGAAUGUGAUCUCAAUUUCACUGAUCCAAAAGUUGUUGACCAUUGGAGAAACGUUGCAAUUUGUGAUCGUCACGUCAAAGAACUAUUAACAAAGUGGGACGAUUCGUUAUCUUUUCGUGAUUCACACAUAUACCGAUUGCAAAAACAGGGUAAAAAAGAAAAAGCUUGUUCAAUGCCAGAUGAAAUAGGAAUCAAGCAUCUUCAUGCAAGGCCUGGACCCUAUAAUUUAGAAACUCUGAAUAUUGAUGAAUCUGACGUGAUCAACAAACACCUCGGCUAUUUAGUGCAUCCUGGAAUACCUAUUUGUCAAACACACAAGAAGUUUGUGGCUGAUUUGAAAAUCAACAUGACAAAAACUGACCGGAAAAAGAAGCUUGGAGAACUUUCAAGACAGAAAAAAGUUUGCACUGCUCGUAAAAUGAUUGAUGGUAUGCUUGAUGUCAUAUCGGGAGGAGAUUCAGCACUGUUAAAGAAAAAAAUACUCACCAAACUAUAUGAUGAUGAGUCGUGGACAACAGGAUCUUCGAAAAACUUUGACCUGAUUAUGAAGCAAGUGGCAGCUCAGUUCUAUGUUGCACAUGAUCGCAGAAACAAACGAAUUAUUCUAUCAAUUGUAGCAAACGUCGUUCCAUAUUCCACUGUCGAAAAAUACAUACCGUCACUAAAUCGAUAUAUGUAUCAUCGGGCAAGACUGUAUGCACGCCAAUACAAAGAAAACAACUCACCAGCAUCUAAAGAUGUGCGCGAAAAAUACAAUAGAAUUGCAGUUCAAUUUUUCGUGGAUUUUAUAACAAGUCCCACAGUCAUGAUUGGUUUACCGUAUGGGGUCAAAAAAGUGAAAAUGACAAACGGAACAAAACAAGAGAUACCCAACACUAUUAGACAACAAAGCUCGACGGAAAUCUAUGAAAUGUAUAAAAGUCUGUUAAAGAAUACCAAUCAGACUGAGUUGAUGCUCAGUAGGUCUUCUGUUUUCCGAAUUUUGGACGUGUGUGUAGCAACUGACAGGAGAGCAACUACGUGCGUAGACUACUUCACCGCCAAUGGAAUGGAGGUUCUAAUUAUUUGCAAGGUUGCUAAUGCAAUGGAUUCUAUAAUUCAGGGUUUUGAUGGUUUACACGAAAUUCUAGACAAGUGGAUUGAAGAGAAGCUUUUUGAUCAGGAUAGUUUACAACAAUUGAAAACUGGACUUUUCGAGGCAGCACAGUACUUGCGUACUGAUUACCGGCUACAUGUCAAAAAAUGUAGUCGAGUUGCUGAUCAUUGCGCAACUCUAGCUCUCAGUGAUCCAAUGGACAAAUCAAUGGCAUCCUCUUGCUCUACUGGCAACUAUACUCACAAGUACGAUCUCAAAUGUGAGAGAUGUGAACAGGUCAACAACACUUUGAAUGAAAUCGAAAGUCUUGCCACUCAACUUACAUCAUCUGCAUCACUAACAAAUUCGGAGUCAUUGGAAAGAAGGAAAGGUGAAAUGGUUCAGAUCAAAAAGUACAUUGAAGACAUUUUUGAAUUGAAAAAACAUUACCUUCGAGCCGCUUAUACGAACCAAGAACGGGAAGAUAUUCUGAGUAGUCUGAAAGACAACGAGGCACUGAUUACUCUGGAUUUUGCUCAAAAAUAUCUUCCGCGUUGGCACAGAGAAAAGCAGAGUGAUUAUUAUGGGAAAAAAGGAAUAAGCUAUCAUGUGGCACAUACAACCGCCAGAAUUGGUGAUGUUUACACUCAGCACAGUUUCGUUCAUAUCUACAGUAAGGAGGUGCCCCAGGAUAGCAAGUUAGUCGUUAUGACUCUUCUUCAUGUGUUACGACAGUUGAAAAAAGUUGGAAUAAUCCGCGCUUCAAUAAGAUCGGACAACGCGGGAGCUUACCACUGCGCAGCCACAAUCAACUCGUUGCAUUGGUUAAUGGAAAUGUCGGGAGUGUCUAUAUCAACGUACACGUUUAGUGAGGCGCAGAACGGAAAGAGUUCGAGCGAUAGAGAUGCAAGUAGAGUCAAAAGAAAAGCAGAAAACUACGUUGCGAAGGAUGGAAACAUAAUGACGUCGGAGCAUUUUUUCUCAGCUCUCACACAAGGAAGACUAUUGAAUGGUAUGUCAAUAUAUCAUGGCUAUGUUACUGUCAAUGGUAAUGUGACUUCAAAAUGGCCUGGAAUAUCAAAUUUGAACCACUUUACUGUCGAGAAGAAUGGUAUUCGAGGUCGUCGUUAUGGAAGUAUUGGAAGUGGCCAGUUGUUGAAAAAGGAGUCUCUGAAUCCCAUGAACGGCACCUAUCAUUUUGAGGAAGCUGGGUUCACCCCCUCCAAAAUAGAGUCAAAUGCCACGGAAAGAACCAAUGUUAUGUCUUCUCUCCAAACAAAAUUCUGGUAUCACUCGAAAUGCUCUCCUAUUCGGUCCAACAAAACCAAAGUGAAUUCCUCUUCUGAAUGCAUUUUUGAAGAUGACAACACUACUCCUGAAAUUGAAGACUCUGAUAUAGAAACUCCAAGUGAUAUCAUUGGCAAAUUGUAUUCGUGCCCAGAAGUUGGUUGUUCUGCUUCUUUUCUAAGAAUGGGAAACUUGGAAGCUCAUGUUCUCAGAGGAAAACACAAAUUGUCUCCUGUAAAAUUAACGUUGCGCGAUGCUGCUUUCAAUUUUUAUUCUCGCAACAUUGAAGAAGUUGGAAAAACACGGACAUGCCCAAUGGUUGGUGAAGCAUUGGAGGAACUGAAGGAAACUUCCAAUACAACUUUCUCAAAAAUGGGAUGGGCGUUGCCGCGAAAACAAACCAGGAAAGCGUUUGAACCUCAUGUGAAGCAAUUCCUGGUGGAUUGCUUCGAAGAAGGACUGACCGGGAAACGACUUGAUCCAAGAACAGUUGAGAAACGAAUGCGGACACAAAGAAAAGCGGAUGGAACUCUGAUGUUCACUGUUGAAGAAAGAAAAGACUAUAGACAGAUAGCCGGAUUUUUUUCGAGAGAAGCAGAAAAAAGAAGAGUUCCACCACCCAAGCAUCGGCAUCGAAGACACAAAGCAUCAACCAACAAAGAAGAUGAUAUUUUAGAAGAAGAGCAUGAUGAUGCAGGUUGGAUCAGAUUUUUGAAAGAUGAGUCGUUUUGGACGGAAUCGGACGAAUUUUUCUAUGCCAUCCAGGAGAACGAAAAGUCUAUAUUUCAAUGA